AGAGCGAGAGAGAGAGAGAGAGAGAGAGAGAGAGAGAGAGAGAGAGAGAGUGUGUGUGUUUGUGAACCACUGCAGAAGCACUAAAUCUGGGGCUGUCACAUAUGCUGAAGGAGAGAGAGAGGAGCAGUGCAUGCAUUUAUCUAACACCACAGUUAUGGGGACUCACCGCUGCUGUACACCGGCGGGUCAAACUCGAAGCAAAGGACAGAAAAGUCAGUCGCCGUAUUCACUUUAAUCUUCUGUUGGAAGAAGGAGAUUGAAUUUCUGUCUGUUUGCUCUCAGAAGGUGAAGACUUGGAGUGGAUUUUUUCCCCUUGUUCCUUUUCCUUCUCUUCUUUUCAAUCAAUUCAUAGCUGUGCUUUGGGUUCCUCACUCCUCGCACUGUCUUUGCGAGUCUCUUAGAUCCUUGCUUUCCUUCCGAACAUCUUCUCUGCAUGCAUUUCCACUGCUCUGCAGGUGAACACACUCAUGGUGGAUGCCAAGGGAAGGAACAUGAAAUGUUUGACGUUCUUGUUAAUGCUUCCAGAAUCAGUUAAGAGCAAGUCCAAAGGCUCCAAAAAGGGGAGUCCCAGCAGCUCUUCUAAGCUGCCACCAGUUUGCUAUGAGAUCAUCACCUUAAAAACCAAGAAGAAGAAGAAGAUGGCAGCGGAGAUCUUCCCCACCAAGAAGCCGGCAUCGACCACCACCGUUCAGCAGUAUCAGCAGCAGAACUUGAAUAACAACAACACCAUCCAGUGCUGCAAUUGGCAGGGUCUCUACUCCACCAUCAGAGAGAGAAACUCUGUGAUGUUCAACAAUGAACUGAUGGCUGAUGUUCAUUUUGUUGUGGGUCAGUCUGGAGAAACGGAGAGGCUGCCGGGACACAAGUAUGUCCUCGCUGUGGGAAGUUCUGUUUUUCACGCCAUGUUCUACGGUGAACUAGCAGAAGACAGCGAUGAAAUCCGUAUUCCUGAUGUGGAACCUCCAGCCUUUCUGGCCAUGUUAAAGUACAUCUACUGUGAUGAAAUUGACUUGAGUGCCGACACUGUGCUGGCUACAUUAUACGCAGCCAAGAAGUACAUAGUACCUCACCUGGCUCGGGCCUGCGUCAACUUUUUGGAAACGAGCCUUAGCGCUAAGAACGCCUGCAUUCUUUUAUCUCAAAGCUGUCUGUUCGAAGAGCCAGACCUAACGCAACGCUGCUGGGAAGUUAUUGACGCUCAGGCAGAGCUGGCGCUUAAAUCCGACGGCUUUUGUGACAUUGACGUUCAAACCCUGGAGAGCAUCCUUGGUCGAGAGACUCUAAACGCGAAGGAGAUUGUUGUGUUUGAAGCAGCGCUGAGCUGGGCGGAGGCUGAAUGUCAGAGAAAGGAGUUGAAUUUAACUAUUGACAAUAAACGCAAAGUUCUGGGUCAGGCCGUCUACCUGAUCCGUAUCCCUACCAUGGGUCUCGAUGAUUUCGCUAACAGUGCCGCCCAGUCUGGAGUUUUAACGCUUAAUGAAACCAAUGACAUUUUCUUAUGGUAUACGGCGGCCAAGAAGCCCGAGCUGCAGUUCGCCAGCCAACCUCGUAAAGGACUGACACCGCAGAAGUGCCAUCGCUUUCAGUCUUGCGCCUACCGCAGCAACCAAUGGCGCUACCGUGGACGAUGUGACAGCAUUCAGUUCGCCGUCGAUAAACGGGUGUUUAUCGCCGGUUUUGGCCUUUAUGGCUCGAGCUGCGGGUCUGCCGAGUACACGGCCAAGAUUGAGCUGAAACGACAAGGUGUCGUCCUGGGAACCAACCUCAGCAAGUACUUUUCGGAUGGUUCAAGCAACACUUUCCCCGUUUGGUUCGAUUACCCGGUUCAGAUCGAACCUGACACUUUCUACACGGCCAGUGUGGUUCUUGAUGGAAAUGAGUUGAGUUAUUUUGGUCAGGAGGGCAUGACAGAAGUUCAGUGUGGAAAGGUCACCUUUCAGUUUCAGUGUUCUUCAGACAGUACCAAUGGCACAGGUGUGCAGGGCGGACAGAUUCCAGAACUCAUCUUCUAUGCCUAGCAACAGUAACUUGUUGGGGUGAAUUUGGAAUAGCUUUACAUUGCGUACAAUAUCUUUUUCUAUUACAUUGCAAAAUCUUUCUCCGUGGUCUGAGCUCAACCAAACUGACCCACAGACUUCUGUUUUGAGCUCUAACUCUUGUUGAGGUCCUUCUGUAUUUCGCUGUAUUUCCUCCAUGUCCUAAUGUGAAUUAAAUAUUUCAUUUUAAGCUCUAAAUAAGGCUGCACCUGUUUACGAAUGAAAAUCGUAUUUCGGUUGAUGUUUGCCAGGUCUGACUCCAAAUCUAAUAUGUGAGGUGGCCAACAAGACAACAAUUGAGGAGCUCAGGUGCAAAGCAUCCGAACGCCACCACAUCAAAAGUGCGAUAAUGAUAUUAACUGAAUGCUCUCGGCACGUAUUAUACAUUUAUCAAAUACUUUAACUUCAAAUCUGCUAAAUUCCAUCCUCAGAUUCAGAAAUUCUGGUUUGUUAGCAGAAGAGUCUGAUAAAAAUGUCAGACGCACUUACCGUGGGUUCACACCUGCCGCGUUUGAGGCAUCAAAAUCUUGUCUACUGCGUAUAGUUUGCCGCUUGAACAUUUGAAUCGAAUGACGCGAUAUGGGCGGCGUGUUGGCCGCAAAAACGUGUCUUCACCCAAGUUGAAAAUAUUCAACUCAAGCGGAAAAUUUGCAUGACACAAAGUUAAAUCCCACGAGUAAUCUAGAGCGAGUAACCCGAUGACCCGCAUUUGGUGUGUACAUAGCAUAAGUUUACUCUCUUCAUUCGCGCGUGAAAUUCUAGUGAUCGAGACUUUCAGGCGGAAAUGUGAGGGUUGAGGAACAGAUGAACCCAAAUGCAACGAUGUCGGGGAAAAACAGAAAACACUUUAUUUAUAAACAGAAACCCACAAGGGGGUAAACAACAUGAAACAUGAACUAGACGAAUAACACUACAACUAUGACUUGGUAUCUUGACUAGCAAGGUAACAUGAACACGUGGAACAGAACACAAUGAACCUGCACAGAACUAAAGAUACACUGACAUUAAAUAGAAGAAACCAAACAAGAUAACGAGCGGGAACAGGUGAUGGGAGAAAACCAAUGAUUACUAAUAAGCAGGAGAACGAGGGGGCGGGGUCACAAGAUAAGACACCGGAGGAACAUGCCACACAAAAACAAGGCAUGAACCUCCAGAUAAGGCCUGGGACUACCAGAACUCUGCCACCAUGACAAAAUACAAAUAUAACAUAAGACUUCAAGGCAAAGUCCUGACAGGAAAUUUGCGUCAUGGGAUGUGCUUCUGCGACUUGGUUAACGUGGCGCGGUUUUCCGCCAAAGUUCACAAUUUUCAAACUAGACACGCGAAUAAGGCGGAAUCACAUCUACCCUGCCGCACUAAACGCCUCAUUCGCGCCGCGAGACCACCAGGCGCUCGUCAACGCGUCUUCACAUUGACUUAACAUUGAAAUCACUCACCCUUAACGACUCUACCGCGGCUGGUCUGAAAUUAGAGGUUUUUGCAUCUGAGCUCUUUAAUUGUAUGGUGGGGUUGGUUGGGCCAAGCGUGUGAUGACCACAUCCACCUUGUCCACUUCUGGAGCUGAGCCUUGCAGUUGCCUUUUAUCUUAUUAACAUCAUAAGGACAACAAUAAUGGGCACUGGAUUGUGUGUUAUAUGUACAGUAUAUAUUUAAAUGUGAAUUAAAUUAUAUGAUAUAUAGAUAUACUAUAUUAUCGCUCCAUGGCUAUAUCUGCUGUUUACAAUGACUAUGCCAUGUUAGUGAACGCUUGCACAUGUAUAUUGUAGCAAUAGUGAACAAACUCAUCAUUUGUCAAUAUCAGUCUAAUACCACUAUUACAUUUCAAGGCAAUCAAAAUACUAACACCAAAGUUCCAUUCAACAACCCUGAAUCACAGAAACUACCUUGUGAGUAAUAGGCAAUUGCCAAGCACAGACCAUCAUAGACAUUUUACAGAUCUUUAGCUUUAGAAACGUUAGCUUCUUUGCAUCAAUCAUAUUGACGAAUCUUAACUUUUGAUCAUAAACAUAUUAGUGUGUUUGCACUGGCAAGUCUUUGACUUUGAAAUGGCAUCAUAUGUACAGUGAACUGCCUCAUGUUGUAUUAUAUUAUUUAGAAUGAGGAUAAUAUUUAUCUUAUAAUAAAAUGUUUCUGUUCUCUAAUGAGUUUAAUGAAAUGUGGCAUAUUUGUUUAAAACGUUCUCUUUCACGUCGGCUUUAUAAAGUGCACAAAAGAUCAAAUACAUCCUUUAAUUUAGCUGAAAUAACAGGUUAUAUAUUCAUAAGUAUACCGUAUAUCAUUUACACCUCUGUAAGUGUUGUGUUCAUGGAUAAUUAGCAGAAUAAUUAGCUGUCAGCCAACAAACCUUUUUCACGCUACUAAAUGGGAUGUUGUCAACUAACAUUAUAUCACGUAAAGACAAGUUAUAAUGCAUUUCAUUUUGUCUGGUUUAAGCUGUAAUUACCAGCAUUGAAGGUGUUUUGAUGAAACAGUAAUUUUAUUCCCUGCAGACAUAUUAGCGACAAUUAGCAGUGAGCUGAAGAUAAAUAAUUCCUACUUAAAUUAGUUAAAAAAUGACAAAUUCAUUUUUUUUUCGCAGACAUAAUCUUCUUUAUUUAUCAUUUUUUAGAUGCACAACAGAAUAUUAAUCAUGUGUAUAAAGUCUGUUAGCUCCGUACUGGCGUAUUACAGAAACCAAACCAUCAAAUGAAUUACAAUGUUAGCUCCCACUGCAAAUGAUAUGCUUUUUAAAAUAUAUUAAAUACCAACACAAUCUUAUGGCAAUUCGCACGUCAUUUUAAAGGUGGCCUAUUUGUAUUAAUUCGCAACCACAUUCGUACAUUUUUGUACGAUGUAAGGUUUGGUCACACACUACACUUUUCCUUUACUUCAAUUGAUAUGUGAAUGCAAGAGACCGAAAAACGCAAUUUCGAGCGAAGAUAUUUUUCAAAGUUCAAGUCUGGUGAACUCUGACCUGCGAAUAUGUGUCAUGUGGAGAUAUGUGACCAGUAGAAAACCAGUCAUGGUGUGACCUCUCUCUCUACUGAAAAUCAAAAAUUAACUUAUAUUGAAAAAGCACUUCCCACCCAUAUUCGCAGGAAGCCCAAAAAUAUUCAACCCAAUCUCAUGGCAAUAUAUACGUUAUAGUCACAAAAUAUUUGAUUAAUUUAUUUGUGUUAUUGACACGAUUUUCCACUGUUUUUUGUGCUAUUGAGCACAAAUGUCUUUUUUAUUUCACCAUUUCUAUAAAUAGUUUUUUGUGUCUGUGGCACGACUUUCUUUAUCGUGUCAUUUUAUAUAUUUUUUUCUCAUUGUUUUUCUUAUUUUUCAAUCAUUGUCGCUUGGGGUUAGAUUUUUAUUUAAUUUUUUUCUAAACCCCCACAAGUUCUUUUCCUAACCCCAACUCCCUUUCCUAACACCCUAACCUUAUCCCAAUUUUUGAGAGUUUUUAACACCCCACCUAUUUAUCCCCUAAACCCAACUUCAAGGAUCUGUUGGUCUCUCAAACCCCAAAGAACAUUAAUUAUCUUUUCCUUUAUUUAAAAUUUGUAUUUCUUUUGCCCCAUAGGUGUCAUUUACACUGGGGACGCUGGGGACAUGUCCCCACCACUUUUUGAAAUGGCUGAUUUUGUCCCCACCACUUUUUGAAAGCAUUUGGUUAAAAUGUUCUGAAAAAUCAAGCAAUACCUGUGCAACUUUCACUGCUUUUUUUUCUUGCUUUCAGUAGAAAUAUCUAAAAAUUCUUAAAUUAAGAUGUUUUUUCUUGAAGAGCAAAAUGACCUAAGAAAAUAAGACUGUAUUUAGACAAAAAAAAUGUAUAAUUUAAGUAAAUUUGUGAUUAAAACAAGCAAAAAUGUCUGCCAAUGGGGUGAGAAUUUUUUUUACUUUUUAUAAGAUUUCUUUUUUCUUAAACACUUAAUUUAAGCAAAAACUUCUCACUCCAUUGGCAGAUGAAUUUUGCUUGUUUUAACUAGACUUAUUUUCUUACUUCAUUUUGCUCAUCAAGAAAAUAUAUCUUGAUUUAAGAAUUUUUAGAUAUUUCUACUGAAAACAAGACAAAAAUAAUGAGUAAGAAAGUCAUUUUUUGCAGUGUACACUGCAAAAAAAUUUUUUCAAGAAAAAAAAAUCUUAGUACUUUUGUCUUGCUUUCAGUAAAAAUAUCUAAAACAUUCUUAAAUUAAAAUAAAUUAAGUCGUUUUUAGACCAAAAAUAUCAAAUUUAAGUGAUCUUGAGCAUAAAACAAGCAAAAAAAUCUGAAAAUCUGAAUUUUUCUUGAAUUUAGUUUUAAAGAUUUUUACCCCAUUGGAAGAUAUUUUUUUCUUUUUUUAUGCACAAAAUCACUUAAAUUUGAUAUUUUUGGUCUAAAAACUAGACUUAUUUUAUUGGGUAAUUUUGCUCCUGAAGACAAAGCAUUUUAAUUUAAGAUAUUUUUUGAUAUUUCUACUGAAAACAAGACAAAAAUACUAAGAAAUGUAAUGUUUUUUCAUCUGAUCUUUUGUCCCCACCACUUCUCAACACAAACUGACGCCCCUGUUUUGCCCUAUCCCUUUCCCCCCACCCCUUUCUUUUCAAAACCAAUUUACGACAGUUCAAAAAAUGCUCCCUAUUUUAAUUCUGACUUUGUUCCUAAUUUUUUACUUUGCCCGUCCUGUAUCUGUCUGUUCCUUUAAACCAGUGUUGAAGGUUAUAGAGAUUUUUUUAUUAUGAUUGUGGGUUGAUUUUUCAUUUUUUUGUACAUUUUAUUUCCCUCUUCUUAUCCCAAAUAUGAGGUUUUAAAGUGUACCUGUGCCUGACGAGGCGUUCAGUUCCCCUAACUCCAACCCCAAGCGAGAAUAGUUUUAAAAAGGGAAGAAAAACAUGUAGAAACCAAUAAAUAAAAUUAUGUCCUAUCCCAAACCCCAAAUAUAACCCUAAGCGACAAUGAUUGAAAAAUAGGAAAAAACUAUGAGAGAAAAAAAUGACACGAUAAAAAAAGUUGUGCCACAGACACAAAAGACUGUUUAUAGAAAUACUGUAUGUGCUCAAUGGCACGAACAGUGAAAAAUUGCGUCAAUAAUACAAAUCAAUUAAUUAAAUAUUUGUGACUAUAACACAACUUGCCGUAAGAUAGAGUAGAAAUAUUUGCAUGCUCAAAGUCUAGUCUGACCGCCACCUUACUUUCACCUCGGCCACAUUGUGGUUUAGGCUGGAAUUUCAUUAUUGUUUUUUUCUAAUAAUCAUACGUUGUAUAGCUCACUUUAUACAAAUUCAUACGAAUUAGCCAAGUCGUAAAAUACGUACAAAUCCCUGUGACAUCAGGCUGAAAAUACAAGCAAAUCAAUGCUUCUGAAUUUUGAUGUAUUUGCUGACUUUUUUUGUAAAAUUAUCCAUCACAUGAGCUACUUUAAUCUUUGUGCACUACUAUACAGAGGUCAUUGAUGGAGCUUACUGUGAAUGUGUAUAAUGCAUUUGUUUGUGUGUUACAGUGCAGAGAGACUUAUGAAUGUGUAUGGUAGUUGAACAUGGAAAUAAACACGCAGUUCUGUUCUGA
Paramisgurnus dabryanus is the source of this 7545-nucleotide messenger RNA. It is a transcript of the gene btbd3b, whose product is annotated as BTB (POZ) domain containing 3b. The record is from RefSeq and is a predicted model, not a curated record. NCBI's taxonomy places the organism in Eukaryota, Metazoa, Chordata, Actinopteri, Cypriniformes, Cobitidae. Gene Ontology annotation, molecular function: protein binding. Gene Ontology annotation, cellular component: cytosol. Gene Ontology annotation, biological process: cerebral cortex development; neurogenesis; dendrite morphogenesis.